Messenger RNA from Penicillium concentricum, 2433 nucleotides. Its product is annotated as Phytanoyl-CoA dioxygenase. Gene Ontology annotation, molecular function: DNA binding; zinc ion binding. Lineage: Eukaryota; Fungi; Ascomycota; Eurotiomycetes; Eurotiales; Aspergillaceae. The record is from RefSeq and is a predicted model, not a curated record. The coding region runs from base 1 to 2433 and encodes 810 amino acids. The transcript has 4 exons. Gene Ontology annotation, biological process: DNA-templated transcription.
AUGACUAUCACCACUCCACCUCUUAAUCAUGCUACCUUCAAGCUGAGUGGUCCGUAUGGAGAUUGGAGAGACGACCUUGAGAAUCAAGGCUAUGCGAUCAUCAAGAAUGCCAUCGACCCAGAAAGGGCCCUGGAAUAUCAGCGCAAAGCUCUGGACUGGCUCAAAUCUUUCAACCCCGCCCUCGACCUUGAUGAUCCUUCCACAUGGACUACAGAGAACAUGCCUGUCCACAGCAAAAUCAAUACAUUCAAUGGGUAUUGCGUCACUCAUGAGAAAUUCAUGUGGGAUGCUCGCAUGGAGCCAAAGAUAUUGGAUGCCUUCGCCAAGAUCUGGGGCACCGACGAACUGCUUGUCUCGUUUGAUGCGCUGAACAUCACUCUACCAAACCGAAAAGACAAACCUGCUCAAAAACCAUGGCCCCACGUGGACCAGUCCCCGAUGCGUCGUGGACUCCACUGUGUUCAAGGUGUUAUCAAUCUCAGCCAUGCGGGUCCCGAAGAUGGAUCCCUUAUGGUGUUCCCGAGGUCAAACAAGGCAACCGAGGGGUUCUUCGAUACCGAGACCGAUCCAUCUACCUGGGAGCAGAAAGACAUCCGUAAUUUCAACUUGGAAGAAAUUCAGUGGUUUGAAGAUCAUGGUAUGAAACCACACAAGGUGCUUGCGGAACCUGGAGACUUGCUCGUCUGGGAUUCACGUACUGUGCAUUGGGGUGGGGAACCAACCGUCAACAGCAACACGAUUCGAACGGUGAUUUAUGCCUCAUAUGCCCCUUACGAGUUAGCCACGGAAGAGACUUUGAAACUAAAGAAAGAAGCCUUUGAGUCUUAUCAAGCCACGACUCAUUGGCCACAUGAGAAUAUAGUGAAACGUGAUGGAGUGGUGUAUCUUCCGAAUGCUGAAAUCCUGCUUCGUUUGACCCAUCUGGAAACCCUGAUCGAGCAACAAAAGGACGCCAUCACCGAACUCUCAGCCCGAGUAGCCCAAGAUCAUCCGGGUCGGUCGACUGUCUAUUCGUCACAGCCAAAAUACGACUGGGACCCAUCGCCGCAGCAUGUAUACGAUAAAUCAUCCUUCAACCUCUUUUCGCCCGAGAACCCAUACGGUCAUGGAUAUACAUUCACUAUUCCUCCCCUUCAUGAUACGCCAACGGGAAGCUUGUUUGCAUUGGAUCGAAUCAAAAAUUUGAUUGGCGACUACUCUGAAGACUUCUUCCAACAGAUAGCGAUCAAGCGCCCAUUCAACAGCAGCCAGGCUGCAGGCAUACCUCAGGCCUUUGAACAAAUCGAUAGAUCCAGAUUGCAUCCUCAGAUCACCAAACCUCUGAUCACCGAGUUCCUCAACCAUGUCCAUCCAUUCUUCCCAGUCCUCGAGCCGCAGUUGUUACAUAUGCUCUUUGAAACUUUCUCAACAUACACCAAGGUCAACAGCAUCCAAACUUCACUGUAUCUCAUUAUCCUGGCCCUAGGAAAGGCCUCUUCGAACCCUCAACGGAUUUUUAACAUCGAAGAGGAGAAGGAUCUGAGUGGGAUGGAAUAUUUCGCUUCCGCAUAUCACUACUUGAGCGGGCCGUUGAUAACACCCUUUACAGGGGACCAUUUGUUGCCUUUGGCUUUAUUCUACGCCUCUUUGUAUCUGCGUCACAUAGGACGCCCAAUUCAAGCAUGGCAAAUGAUUCGUGAAGCGUCCUGUAGUGUGGAGAUUAUGAUUUCUGGAUACAGACUACGUGACAUGAGCACGGUCGAAGAACGAGCUAGUCUCUAUCGGACUGCCUGGGGUUGUUUUAUUCUCGAAUGGUGGGUCCAGUCUCUAGGAUUAUCUCGCAUCCAACUAACAACCCACAGCGAUGACCUCGCAGAGUUUCACUUCCCUUCCAGUAACAUUGAAGCGCUCGUCGAUAGAUUGCCCUUUCCUCGAAUCUCGGAAGACAGCCGAAACGGCCACCUCGUUUUCCUUGCAAUGUGUUCGAUUCGAAAGCUUCUCAACCGUGUGCACAGUGCUCUGUAUGCAAGAUCCAACCAGGGGAGUUUCCAUUCCAGCCCUCCGCCCCAACGCACAAGUGAUACCCCUGGGGGCAACCCAACUCCUCAGAAGUAUUCGAUUACCUCUCUCAAGACAAUCAGUGAAGAGCUCGAUCGCCAGUUGGAGGACUGGUUUAACUCUCUGCCAAAUCCCAUCCGGCCAACCCUAGGAAAUACCAUAUCCGCGGAUCACCCUUACGAUACCUACAUUCUCGCCCGGUACUAUGCCACAAAACACAUCAUCUGCCGCCCGAGUCUUGUUUUCGCUGCCCACACUCAGGGCAGCACGGUAUUGCCAGAGUUCGUUUUCGCGAAUUGCAAGAAGUGCGUCGACAGCUGUCGGAAAUUUGUCUACGCAGCAUCGCUUCUUAUGCGGCAGAGAACACACUCAAACUGGCAUAGAAUGCAAGCGUAA